AUGGCUCCGUCAACCAUGAAGCAGUGGGUGGUCGAGAACAAAAACAAUGGCUUUGAUGGUCUGGUCUUCAAGGACGCGCCCGUCCCAAGUGUCGGUGAGAACGAAGUUCUGGUGAAGCUUCAGGCUGCGUCACUGAACUACCGUGACCUGAUCAUCCCCAAGGGCAAGUAUCCCUUCCCUUGCUCUUUCCCCGUGAUUCCCGCCUCCGAUGGCGCUGGCGAGGUCGUCGAGGUCGGAUCGAAGGUCUCCGAGUUCAAGAAGGGCGACCAGGUUGCGACUCUCUUCAACCAGGGCCACCAGUUCGGCGAGAUCGAUAUCCCUGCUACCCAGACCGGUCUGGGUGGUGCGAUCGACGGCACCCUCCGCGAGUACGGCGUCUUUAACGAGAAGGGUCUAGUCAAGGCUGCGAAGAACCUCUCGCCGAUUGAGAACAGCACUUUGACUUGCGCUGCGCUGACGAGCUGGAAUGCGCUGUACGGACUGAAGCCUCUAAAGCCUGGCCAGGUGGUGCUGGUGCAGGGAACCGGAGGUGUGAGUAUCUUCGGUCUGCAGUUCGCUAAGGCCGCCGGUGCGACCGUGAUCGCCACGACGUCCUCCGACCAAAAGGCUGAGAAGCUGAAGAAGCUCGGCGCCGACCACAUCAUUAACUAUAAGACCGACCCCAACUGGGGCGAGACGGCUCGCAAGCUCACCCCCGAAGGCGCUGGUGUCGACCACAUCAUCGAGGUUGGUGGAAGCGGCACUCUAAAGCAGAGCUUCAAGGCUAUCAAGUUCGAGGGUAUCAUCAGCGUGAUCGGAUUCCUGGGUGGUGUCAGCGGCAGCGAUCAGCCUGGCAUUCUGGAUACCCUGAGCAACAUCUGUACCGUCCGUGGUGUCUAUGUUGGUAGCAAGGCGUUGAUGCGUGAUAUGGUGCGUGCCAUCGAGGCUAACAACAUUCAUCCUGUUGUGGAUGAGAAGGUCUUUAGCCUUGCUGAAACUCGGGAGGCUUAUGAGUACAUGUGGGCACAGAGGCACUUUGGCAAGCUGGCCGUCAAGAUCAAUUAA
Molecule: messenger RNA, 1044 nt
Organism: Penicillium argentinense
Lineage: Eukaryota; Fungi; Ascomycota; Eurotiomycetes; Eurotiales; Aspergillaceae
Product: zinc-dependent alcohol dehydrogenase family protein
Exons: 4
Coding region: 1-1044 (347 amino acids)
Molecular function (GO): oxidoreductase activity
Source: RefSeq, a predicted model, not a curated record